Hipposideros armiger (great roundleaf bat) is the source of this 1832-nucleotide messenger RNA. It is a transcript of the gene ACP4, whose product is annotated as acid phosphatase 4. Gene Ontology annotation, molecular function: receptor tyrosine kinase binding; protein tyrosine phosphatase activity; acid phosphatase activity. Gene Ontology annotation, cellular component: lysosome; postsynaptic membrane. The coding region runs from base 477 to 1784 and encodes 435 amino acids. The record is from RefSeq and is a predicted model, not a curated record. NCBI's taxonomy places the organism in Eukaryota, Metazoa, Chordata, Mammalia, Chiroptera, Hipposideridae. The transcript has 11 exons. Gene Ontology annotation, biological process: peptidyl-tyrosine dephosphorylation involved in inactivation of protein kinase activity; negative regulation of ERBB4 signaling pathway; regulation of neuronal synaptic plasticity.
UGGAGCUGAUGGGUCCUGGAAAAACACACUGUUCCCCAAUAAAAUGUAUUUUUAAAAAAGAUCCCCAACAUUUAAGGGGUAAGAAACGGAAGAACAGAUUGGGGUGGGGGAGGGAUCAGAGAAUGUGUGAGUCUAGAAUGUGGGGUGGGGUGGUGGUUUCUCUCUCUUCCUCUGUGCCCAGGUUAAGGGCACUUGGGUUCAAACCCCAGUUUUGCCCGCCACUUACUGUUUUCCCUCAGUUAAAUUACUUAACCCUUCUGUGCUUCGGUUUCCCCAUAUGCACCAAUGGGGAUGGUGAUAGCUGUAUCAACCCCUUCUGGGGUUGUGGUAAAGAUUAAACAGGUUAGCCCACGGGUUAAUCCGAGGUUGGCAAAGGCCCUGGGGGAGCCGGCUCCCGGGAGGCAUGCUGGGACCUGCUCUUCUGGGGGUGCUGGGGAGAGGUAAUGAUCAGGUGAGGCUGUGGCACAGACGGCAGGAUGAGCUCAGUGUCUGGCUGUGUGGACAUGGCUGGGCUAGGGUUUCAGGGCCACCCCGCUGCUGGACCUCUCCUGCUCCUGCUGAUGUUCCUGCCCCAGGCCCUGAUGAAAGAAGGACCCCUGGUGUUCGUGGCUGUGGUGUUCCGCCAUGGCGACCGGGCCCCGCUGGCCUCCUACCCGAGAGACCCACACAAGGAGGCUGUCUCUACACUGUGGCCACGUGGCAUGGGCCAGUUGACCUCGGAGGGGGUUCUCCAGCAGUUGGAGUUGGGCCGCUUCCUGAGGAGUCGUUAUGAGGCCUUUCUGAGCCCCAAGUACCGGCGGGAGGAGGUGUAUGUUCGCAGCACAGACUUUGACCGGACACUGGAAAGCGCUCAGGCCAACCUGGCGGGGCUGUUCCCCGAGGCGGCUCCGGGGCGCCCUGAGGCUGCCUGGAGGCCCAUCCCUGUGCACACAGUGCCUGUCACUGAGGACAAGCUGCUGAGGUUCCCCACACGCAGUUGUCCUCGAUACCAUGAGCUGCUGCGCGAGGCCACUGAGGCUGCCGAGUACCAGACAGCCCUGGAGGGCUGGACGGACUUCCUGACUCACCUGGAGAACUUCACCGGGCUGUCACUGGUCGGGGAGCCGCUCCGCAGGGCGUGGAAGGUUCUGGACACGCUGGUGUGCCAGCGAGCCCACGGUCUUCCCCUCCCAUCCUGGGCCUCCCCGGAUGUCCUGCAGACGCUAGCCCAGAUCUCGGCUUUGGAUAUUGGGGCCCAUGUAGGCCCACCCCGGGCAGCAGAGAAGGCCCAGCUGACAGGGGGGAUCCUGCUGGAUGCCAUCCUUGCCAACUUCUCUCGGGUCCAGCGCCUGGGGCUGCCCCUGAAGAUGGUUAUGUACUCGGCUCACGACAGCACUCUGCUGGCCCUCCAGGGGGCCCUGGGUCUCUAUGAUGGGCACACCCCACCGUAUGCUGCCUGCCUUGGCUUCGAGUUCCGGAAGCGCCUUGGGGACCCGGAGGAAGAUGCAGGGAAUGUCACCAUCUCCCUCUUCUACCGCAAUGACUCCGCUGGUCUGCCCCUGAGCCUAAGUCUCCCUGGGUGCCCAGCCCCCUGCCCACUAGGCCGCUUCCACCAGCUGACCGCCCAGGCCCGGCCUCCGGUUCAUGGGGUCCCCUGCCAUGGCUCCCAUGAGCCUGCCACGCCUGCAGCCACCGUGGUGCCCCUGUUGGCUGGGGCUGUGGCCUUGCUGGUGGCGCUCAGCGUGGGGCUGGGCCUGCUGGCCUGGAGACCUGGCUGCCUGCGGGCCUGGGGAGACCCGGUGUGAAACAGGAAAUGGGGCACUCCUCUCCCACUGCUGACCCUGGAUCCCAAC